AUGAGUAAUACUCUCAAAGAAAUCUUACAAAACCAGAAAGGGUACACUGAAAUACCAAAAUGGCAUUUUUCCACAAAUAAUUCGGAUAAUGAAUCAAUUAAUGAAUAUGAUAUCAUGUUAAAAGUGUUAGCAGAUUCAAAUAGAUUUAAUCCUGCGGCUCUUCAACACGAUGUUGAUAAAUUCGAAGAAUAUAUGAAAUCAAAAGCUGAAGCAAUUGCUAAGCGAGCACGACGAACCAUAAAAGAAAUGAUGUACAAGCGACAUGACGAAAUCAUUGAGCGUUUUCAGCCGACAACGAAGGAAUUGUCGACGAAGAAAGAUGCACAAAACUAUAUAGAAACGCAUCUUCCUCAGUUCAAGACAGAUCUUCGUAAACUAAACACUGAAAUUGAAAAUGAAUUAACAGCAUGCAUUCGCAUUAAAACAGACGCUGGUUUAGAGAUAGACUGGAAUGAAACAAUAAAAAUUACUGAAGAAUCGCCCACGCCAGUUACUCAAGGUGGUCAAAUAAAUUAUAAUAACCUUGCCAAUUAUCCGUUCUAUAAAAUAUAUUCAACAGGGGAAGGCCGUAGCAUUGCCGGUUCCGAUAAAUAUUUCGUUUAUCAGGACAAUAAUGAUCUGUGUGUGGUCGAUCCACAUGCCAAAUAUAGAAUUGUAAUCCCUGUAAAAGAAAUUGAACCUCGAAAUGCCACAGACGGAAACUCCAAGCUGGUAGACGUUGUUGACAUUUGUUGGUGUCGAUCUCAACGAUAUUUUAUUGUUCUGACAGACGAUACAGUAUUUACUUUAGAUCCUAAUACCAAACGAUUGUCGGAAGUCGAAGAAAUUCAACUGCCAAAAGGAAAAGAAUUUUGGCGAUGCACACCUUCAUCGGCCACGGUGCAAAGAACAUCAUCGAGUUCGAUAUUCAAUACUAUAACGGAAAAGAAGUCCACAGAAAAUGACCCGGUCUCCUCACAAACACCAAUAUUGAGCGAUGGCACCUUCUUUGGAAUCGGUAAUCCGCUACUCGAUAUCACCGCUACUCAGCCUCAUGUUGCAACGUUUAUGGGCUGUGUUGGCGAUGAUUUGCACCAUGAGUCGCUCAAACAAGUAGCCGAAUUAGCAGGCUUAACUUUAGCUUAUCAAAUUAAGCCACAUUUAGCAACAGGAAAGUGUGCCAUACUCAUAACACCCAAUAACCGAUCAAUGGUGGCCAGCCUUGGAGCAUCACAACACUUUUCUAUUGAUCAUUUUGAAAAUCCAGAAAACUGGGCUUACGUUCAAAAAGCAAAAAUUAUUUGCUCAGAAGGUUAUUUUGUUGUUUCAUCCAGAGAUGCAUUUAUGGAAGUAUGCGAGUACGCUAAUUUAAAACGUAAAAUGUUAUGUAUGACCUUAUCUGCGGUAUAUAUUUGUGAGGAAAAAUACGGUGGGAGAAUUUUGAGUGCAUUACAAUAUGCUGAUUUUGUACUUGGUUGUGAAGAAGAAGCCAAAGUUUUUGGCAAAGUACAAUUACAGGUCGACUCAAAUGAUAUUCAUACAAUAAUAAAAGCAAUACGCGACAGUCCAAAAAUGUAUCCCAGUCGACAGCGUGUGGUACUUAUUACGAAGAUCCCUGACUGGACUUUGGUUGCCACAAGUGACGGAGUGAAAGAGUAUUUGUGGAAAAAACCAUCGAAGAUUGUCGAUACCAACGGAUGCGGUGAUGCCCUUGCUGGAGCGUAUGUGGCCUUAAACAAAACAAUCGAUGAAUGUGUGAAAGCUGGACUUUAUUGUGAAUAUGAAAAACUGCAACAAAUGGGUUGUCAAUUUCCAGAUAAAGUAUCUUAUAAUCCUGCUACGUUUUUUACUAGCGUAGACGAGGAAAGUUAUUUGUAA
Didymodactylos carnosus is the source of this 1857-nucleotide messenger RNA. NCBI's taxonomy places the organism in Eukaryota, Metazoa, Rotifera, Eurotatoria, Philodinida, Philodinidae. The record is from the annotation of a GenBank genome assembly.